Messenger RNA from Debaryomyces fabryi, 1261 nucleotides. RefSeq names its product SCF ubiquitin ligase complex subunit (gene CDC4). The record is from RefSeq and is a predicted model, not a curated record. NCBI's taxonomy places the organism in Eukaryota, Fungi, Ascomycota, Pichiomycetes, Serinales, Debaryomycetaceae. Gene Ontology annotation, molecular function: protein binding. The transcript has a single exon. The annotation marks the transcript as partial.
AUGAGUGCUAAUAACCAACCACCCUUGUACCCGUUACAAGAUGCUAUUCCCAAAUAUGACUGUAAACCAGUUAAUCUCAACGGUAAACUUUCAGAUAUUUGGUUACAGAAUGAAUAUCAAAAGUUGUCAAUAAUAUCUGAUCAACUGGGACGUGAGAGCAGAAAGAGGAUAAGAAAUAAAGAGGAGACGGCGGGCGAAGACGAUGGCUAUGAUAGAGAGGGUACCGAGUCCUGUGACGACAUGAUUAUUUCAGACACCGACUGUAAUAGCCAAAUAUCGGGUCAGAGUGCUAUAAUAUCGGGUAUAUCAUCUUUCAGGGAGAACGGAUUGGUGCAUCCUCCCAAGCGGAGAUUAAUGAGUGUACCAUCACCAACGAAUACUGUUACUCCAACUGUCACUGAAAACAACAAUAGUAAUGAAACCAUAUCACAAACCAAUCAGAACAACCAAGAGCACAUAAUAGUGCAACCACGUACACCUACCGAAGUGAAUUCUCCUACCAAUACUCCUAUAUCCGAUAUUGAAGAGCAGUCACAACAGUUACCGUUGCCUUCCCCAAGUGCAUCGCCUGUACAAUCUACAGGAGAUAAAAUUUCAAAUUUCGAUCCUAUAGAGCACCAAUUAUCCAAUAUACCUACAACGCAAUCGGAGUUGAUGGAAAUGAUGAUGAAUCUUUCAGGAUACUUGAAUGAAAAGAACCAGAAUAAUUUUAUAUUUAGGUUAUUGCAGAAUACCAAUAGACCUUCAUUAAGUACGUUUAGCGGUUUGAUUGAAAAUAGCUUGAAGAGGGAUUUGAUAAGUAACUUACCUCUUGAAAUAACGUACAACAUCUUAUCACACUUAGAUUAUAAAACAUUAUGUUCGCUUGCUCGUGUGUGUUCGAGCUGGUACAAGAUUAUUGACAAUUCAAACAUCUGGACACAACUACUCAAGAAAGACAAGCUUAUUACAAGUGACGAAGCAAUUGAGCAGGAAAUUUCCAAUCCAGAAAAAUUGUUGAAAGAUUGGUCCUUAAAGUCAGAUACAAGUGAAGCGAAUGUAGUACAAACCUUGUACAAGAAACGUUGCACUAUCUUAAACCGGUGGAUGGAUCCUACUUAUGAACCUAAACGAAUUAGUGUUCCUGGACACGGUAGCCACGUUGUGACAUGUUUGCAACACGAUGAUGAAAAAAUUAUAACAGGUGUUGAUGAUAAACUAAUUAAUAUAUACAGUACAAAAACAGGAGAGCUAUUAAAGGUUUUAAAAGGUCACGAAGGAG